Messenger RNA from Gadus morhua (Atlantic cod), 5305 nucleotides. It is a transcript of the gene cdh11, whose product is annotated as cadherin 11, type 2, OB-cadherin (osteoblast). Bases 582 to 3044 code for a protein of 820 amino acids. Gene Ontology annotation, molecular function: cadherin binding; beta-catenin binding; calcium ion binding. The transcript is spliced from 15 exons. Lineage: Eukaryota; Metazoa; Chordata; Actinopteri; Gadiformes; Gadidae. Gene Ontology annotation, cellular component: adherens junction; plasma membrane; catenin complex. The record is from RefSeq and is a predicted model, not a curated record. Gene Ontology annotation, biological process: cell-cell junction assembly; cell migration; homophilic cell-cell adhesion.
UCGAGGAGGCGGACGCUGCUCUUCUCUGACGCUGAACGGCUCUGCGCGCUCAGUUCGCUCUCUCUCUCGCCGACGUGGACGAGGACGCGGCGGUGAUUCUCCAUCCUGCUGGGUCUUUUUUUUUUUACUAAAAAUAGCGUCUCUCUUGCCAACUGGCAUUUGAUUUAAUUGAUUUUUUUCUCUAGUUUUGUAGUUUUUUCCACUCUGAUUGUAAGCACAGAGCGCGGAGGAGAACCCGUUGGGAUUGGAACAGCUCUAGUUGCGCUUUGUCUGUUCUCCGACGCUCAGAAGAACGGCUCUAUUCGGUUCGGCUCUAUUGGGGGGAUGUGUUGGGGACCCGGAGGAACCAUUACUGACUAAACUCUGCGUUCUGCUGCUUGGUUGGAGGAAAAUAUUCAUCCUCUCAGAUCUAAGGCUUUGAAGCAGAAGCGGAACCUGGGGAUGAGUGGAGACCGCUGCCCUCACCCCGCUAACCCCACCGCAGAGUAGAGACAGAGAAGAGUCGUCAACGGGCCAGUGACUGAGAGGUCAGGGAGUAGGAGCGACUGUACGGUACGGAGGCUGGUGACAGGACGGUAACCAUGCCGACCGGACGAGAGGAGACGGACCUGCGGCUGGUGAGAGCUGUGCUGGUGUUAGUUGGCGUGUCCAUGCUCUACUGCGGCGCGGCGGGGGCUAGGAGUGUGGACGGCCAUGUGGAGAGGAGAGGACACAAGCACAGACACACGGCGGGUCAUCCGUCCCUCCACAGACACCGGGAGCGGGCCGGGAAGGAGGGCCAGGUGCUGCACCGCUCCAAGAGAGGCUGGGUCUGGAACCAGUUCUUCGUCAUCGAGGAGUACACCGGACCCGACCCCGUGCUCGUGGGCAGACUUCACUCGGACGUGGACUCGGGGAAGGGCAGGUGCAAGUACAUCCUGUCGGGGGAGGGCGCCGGAACCAUCUUCGUCAUCGACGACAAGACAGGCAACAUCCACGCCACCAAGACGUUGGACCGGGAGGAGCAGGCCCAGUACACGCUGACCGCCCAGGCCGUGGACCGGGAUACCAACAAGCCGCUGGAGCCGCCUUCUGAGUUCAUCGUUAAGGUGCAGGACAUCAACGACAACCCCCCGGAGUUCCUGCACAGGCCCUACUUCGCCAGGGUGCCCGAGAUGUCCAACGUGGGAACGUCGGUGAUGCAGGUGACUGCCACGGACGCUGAUGACCCCACCUAUGGCAACAGCGCCAGAUUGGUGUACAGCAUCCUGCAGGGACAGCCGUACUUCUCAGUGGAGUCACAGACAGGCAUCAUCCGCACGGCGCUGCCCAACAUGGAUCGGGAAGCCAGGCAAGAGUACGACGUGGUCAUCCAGGCCAAGGACAUGGGAGGCCACAUGGGGGGUCUCUCCGGGACCACCGAGGUCAAGAUCACCCUCACAGACGUCAACGACAACCCCCCCAAGUUCCCUCAGAGUGUGUAUACAAUGUCGGUGUUGGAGGACAAGGUGUCGGGGGAGGAGGUGGGCCGCGUGAAGGCCAAGGACCCCGACCAGGGGGAGAACGGGCUGGUCAGUUACCGGCUGACGGAAGGCGACGGCCUGGGGGUGUUCGAACUCACCACCGACUCCCAGACCAGGGAGGCCGUCAUCAAGCUGAAGAAGAUGGUGGACUAUGAGACCAAGCGGACCUACAUGUUGAGGAUAGAGGGGUCCAACCCUCAUGUUGACCCUCGAUUCACCGCUUGGGGCCCCUAUAGGGAUGAGGCCACAGUCAAGAUCAUGGUGGAGGAUGCCGAUGAGCCCCCAGUAUUUGUAGCCCCCAGCUAUAACUUUGAGGUGGAGGAGAACGCACCGGCGGGGACCCAGGUGGGGAGGGUGCAUGCCAAGGACACGGACGUAGCUAACAACCCUGUCAGGUACAUGAUUCCUCGCUAUACAGACGUGGAACAGUUUUUCAGUGUCAACUCCGAGGACGGCAUGAUUACCACCACCAGACCUCUGGACAGAGAGGCACAGGCCUGGCACAACAUCUCAGUGGCAGCCGCCGAAAUAGGAGGUCAUCACCAGGACACCAAAGUACGUGUAAACAUCCGAGUGAAAGAUGUGAAUGACAACGCUCCAGAAUUUGCAACAAACAACGAAAUCCUCAUGUGUGAAGCCAUCACACCAGGAAAAGUUAUAGAGACAGUCAGUGCGGUGGACAAAGACGAGAUGGCCCACAGGCAGCAUUUCACAUUCAGUCUCGCUCCUGAAAUUGCCCACAAUCACAACUUCUCCCUGAAAGACAACAGAGACAGCACCGCUAGCGUCCACGUGCUGCGCAAGGGCUUCAGCCGGCUCACCCAGGACGUGUACUUCCUGCCCGUGGAGAUCAGCGACAAUGGCCUGCCGUCACUGAGCAGCACCCAGACGCUGACCGUGCGCGUGUGCUCGUGCGACAGCAGGGACACCAUCCUCUCCUGCAACGUGGAGCCCUACGUGCUACCUGCCGGCCUGAGCACCGGCGCGCUCAUCGCCAUCCUUGCCUGCAUCGUCAUCCUGCUAGCAAUAGUGGUGUUAUUUGUUGCCCUGAGGCGGCAGAAGAAGGAGCCACUGAUCCUCUUUGAGGAGGAGGACAUAAGGGAGAACAUCAUCACCUACGACGACGAGGGCGGCGGCGAGGAAGACACGGAGGCCUUCGACAUCGCAACGCUGCAGAACCCUGACGGGGCCAACAGUUUCCUGCCCAGGAAGGACAUGAAGCCGGAGCUGCAGGGGGCCCUGAGGCCCGGGCCGGGCAGCACGAGGGGCCACAGUGUGGACGUGGACGACUUCAUCAAGUCCCGCAUCGCGGAGGCAGACAGCGACCCCACGGCACCGCCCUACGACUCCAUCCAGAUCUACGGCUAUGAGGGCCGGGACUCAGUGGCCGGCUCGCUCAGCUCCCUGGAGUCCGUCACCACCGAAUCAGACCUGGACUAUGACUAUCUGCAGAGCUGGGGGCCCCGCUUCAAGAGGCUGGCCGAUCUAUACGGGACCAAAGACUACCCCAUGAACGAUACGGACGACGGGGAAGACUCUUAACCACCGUCCGAAUGAGCCCCCAGCCCUCCAGUACAAGGAGGAUGUGAUUAGGCCAGCCAAUGCUCUGUGGUCAGAUUGAAGACAGAAUCGCUGACCAACAUUAAUCCCGCCCAAGUCUCUUCUUUGUAUAAUGUAUUAAUAAUUACGUAUCAGAGCCCAAUUUUCCCAGAAUCCCUCACCUACUUCUAUCUAUCUAUCUAUCUAUCUAUCUCUCUAUCUCUCUAUCUCUCUCUCUCUCUCUCUCUCUCUCUCUCUCUCUCUCUCUCUCCAAAGACAUAAGCAAUGUAGUUCUUGGGCAGUUUUGUUAGUUUUCGCAAUCUGUCUCGUUGUACAUCCAAACAGUUCUGCUGUGGAUGAAGACGCUGUGCUUACUGACUCUGUCUUCAACUCACUAGACACUCUGUAUGCGCUCUGGGGACUAGACUGGAGCUAGUAGGUUGUAUUAUAUCCCGAAAGUGUCACAAAGUGAUUGGAUGUAAUGAAUACAGAGAGCCUAAGAAAUGAAGAAAGACUUUAUCCAGCUGGCUCCUCAUUUGAAACUCUUUUGAAGCAGCAAUCACAGGAUGUUGAUGAAGAAGGAAAAUAAGUCCUUGGUGGGAAACCGGAGGUCAAAGAGAAAGGCUAUUAAAACGGAAUAGCAUUUCUUCACUUUUGUUGCCAUGUGUAGGUCAGCAGGUGACAUGGUUUAGUUUGACAAUGAGUUAGAGUCAGUCUAUGUUGACAAUAGCCUACUGUGAAGAUGCUCACAGAAAAGGUAUUAUAGUCAUGGUGGCCUUAUACUAAAACGCAACAAAUCCAGGCUAAACAAUACGGUAAAGAAGAGCAAGCUAGCUAAGCAUUUCAGCAUUUCUAGCUAACCUCUGUAGCAUCUCCCACGGACUGAAAUUAAGUCUGUGGAUAAGGCUACUACUAAUACAUUUUAUACUCUAACCUAAAUGGAAUUCAACUUGGACUCAAAAAGAAGAGAAAACUUCUGUUCUGAAUACUCUCCCCAUCACCAUUCCAGAGAAGAGGAAAGAUUUGUGGCUCCACCUUCCACUGCCCAUUAUGUCUGAACCACCAAUCAGUGGUCACGUCCUCGCACGAAUAUCCACCAAUGAAUGAUCCCUUCCUGGUUUCUAAUUCUACCAUUCGAGUAAAACCUGUGAGCUCUAAAAAGCCUUAAACUUAAUACACUCUUGCAGCGCAGUGCAUUCUCUCUUUUUCUCAUUUUUUUAUUUUUUAACUUGAAAAGUAUAUCAGAGAGUGAGCUCCAUGUUGGGUAUGUGCAGAGAAUGUGCAGACAUGUGAUCUCUUGUGGAUCUGACCUGAUUCUGAGGAGCUGUAGUGCAUGCCAUUCUCCAUCCCUUGGUGAAUGUAGCCUGGAAUAAUACACAUACCGUGCAGUUCAUAAAACUGUGGCUGUUUCUCUGGCUGCAUCUGUUGUAUCAACAUGUGCGCUGUUUGAAAGCUGAAAUGUGAGGUGUUCAAAGAAAAGAACACAAUGUGUGUUGUUCCCUGCUCAUUCACAGAGCAUUUAGUCACAAAUACUCACCUUUUAAUGUUUUUAUUUUUUAUUAUGAUUGUUAUAAUUGUAUUAUUAUUAAGAUUCAUUUUGUUUUUAUUAUUAUUAUAAUUAUUAUGAUGAUUAUUAUUAUGACAAUGAUGCCAAUUUUGUUCUGUCUUUUGCUGCCGUUCCACAAGAACAGGUGGAUAUAGUGUCAUCAUUCUGGCUUCUUUUUAAGGCUAAACAAGUAUGUCUCCAUCAGAGUUUAGUUUGUCUGCAGAUAAUUGUCAUUCCGCUAUAAAUUAUAGGAAUCCACAUUGUUUUCUCUCCGCUUGGAUAAACCUGAAGUCCAAUCUGCUCCGCCCAAAAGGUACAUGGCAGAUCUGUCGGUCUUUAGCGUGAAUCCAACUUCUAUAUCAUUUCUUGCUUUAUUAUUUUACUUUUUAUGUUUAUUUCUAGGCAUUUUUUUGUUAUUCCUCCCUGGCUGAGAGUAAAACAAGCGAAAAAUGUGUUUGUCGCGGUGAGAGAGCGCCUCAUUUUGAUCCUCUGUCGAGUUUUAUGGUACCAAUUUGUAAAAUCUUAAAAGUUCUUAUUUUAGUAUACAUGCAGAAUAUUCCAGUAUUACAACAAAGAACAUGUUAAGAUACGAUUUAAAGAUAAUGUUACAGCGUCACACUUAUAUUUUCUGAACAUUGUACUGUUGCUUUACUAUGUGCUUCAAUCUCCGAAGCAAAAAAAAAACAACUUUGAAAUAAAUGCUCUUUUUAUAAAAUGA